Molecule: messenger RNA, 5688 nt
Organism: Galeopterus variegatus (Sunda flying lemur)
Lineage: Eukaryota; Metazoa; Chordata; Mammalia; Dermoptera; Cynocephalidae
Gene: PIK3C2A
Product: phosphatidylinositol-4-phosphate 3-kinase, catalytic subunit type 2 alpha
Exons: 20
Biological process (GO): phosphatidylinositol-mediated signaling; phosphatidylinositol-3-phosphate biosynthetic process; cell migration
Cellular component (GO): plasma membrane; cytoplasm; phosphatidylinositol 3-kinase complex
Molecular function (GO): phosphatidylinositol binding; 1-phosphatidylinositol-4-phosphate 3-kinase activity; 1-phosphatidylinositol-3-kinase activity
Source: RefSeq, a predicted model, not a curated record
AUGAAAAUUACAGUAUUCUUUUUACGUUCAUGAAGGUUUUUAACAUGUGGAACUAAACUUCUCUAUCUUUGGACUUCAUCACAUACAAAUUCUAUUCCUGGAACAGUCCCCACAAAAGGAUAUGUCAUGGAAAGAAUAGUGCUACAGGUUGAUUUUCCUUCUCCUACGUUUGAUAUUAUUUAUACAACUCCUCAAGUUGACAGAAGUAUUAUACAGCAACACAACUUAGAAACACUGGAGAAUGAUAUAAAAGGGAAACUUCUCGAUAUUCUUCACAGAGACUCAUCACUUGGACUUUCUAAAGAAGAUAAAGCCCUUUUGUGGGAUAAACGCUAUUAUUGCCUGAAACAUCCAAAUUGUCUUCCUAAAAUACUAGCAAGUGUCCCAAGUUGGAAAUGGGUUAAUCUUGCUAAAACUUACUCAUUGCUUCACCAGUGGCCUCCACUGUACCCUCUGACUGCAUUGGAGCUUCUCGAUUCAAAAUUUGCUGAUCAGGAAGUGAGAUCCCUAGCUGUGACCUGGAUCGAGGCCAUUAGUGAUGAUGAGCUUACAGAUCUUCUUCCACAGUUUGUGCAAGCUUUGAAAUAUGAAAUUUACUUGAAUAGUUCAUUAGUGUGCUUCCUUCUGUCCAGAGCAUUGGGAAAUAUCCGGAUAGCACACAAUUUAUAUUGGCUCCUCAAGGACGCCCUACAUGAUGCACAGUUUGGUACACGAUAUGAACAUGUUUUGGGUGCUCUCCUUUCAGUAGGAGGAAAAGGACUCAGAGAAGAACUUUUAAAGCAGGCGAAACUUGUACAACUUUUAGGAGGAGUAGCAGAAAAAGUAAGGCAGGCUAGUGGAUCAGCCAGACAGGUGGUCCUCCAAAAGAGUAUGGAACGAGUACAGUCCUUUUUUCUGAGAAAUAAAUGCCGUCUUCCUCUCAAUCCAAGUCUAGUGGCAAAAGAAUUAAAUAUUAAGUCAUGUUCCUUCUUCAGUUCUAAUGCUGUGCCCCUAAAAGUCACAAUGGUGAAUGCUGAUCCAAUGGGGGAAGAAAUUAAUGUUAUGUUUAAGGUUGGUGAAGAUCUUCGUCAAGAUAUGUUAGCUUUACAGAUGAUAAAGAUUAUGGAUAAAAUCUGGCUUAAAGAAGGACUAGAUCUGAGGAUGGUUAUUUUCAAAUGUCUGUCAACUGGCAGAGAUAGGGGCAUGGUGGAGCUAGUUCCUGCGUCAGAUACCCUCAGAAAAAUCCAAGUGGAGUAUGGUGUGACAGGAUCCUUUAAAGAUAAACCACUUGCAGACUGGCUGAGGAAAUAUAAUCCCUCUGAAGAAGAAUAUGAAAAGGCUUCUGAGAAUUUUAUCUAUUCUUGUGCUGGAUGCUGUGUAGCCACCUAUGUUUUAGGCAUCUGUGAUCGACAUAAUGACAAUAUAAUGCUUCGAAGCACAGGACACAUGUUUCACAUUGACUUUGGAAAGUUUUUGGGCCAUGCACAGAUGUUUGGUAGCUUCAAAAGGGAUCGGGCUCCUUUUGUGCUGACCUCUGAUAUGGCAUAUGUCAUUAAUGGGGGUGAAAAGCCCACCAUUCGUUUCCAGUUGUUUGUGGACCUCUGCUGUCAGGCCUACAACUUGAUAAGAAAGCAAGCAAACCUCUUUCUUAACCUCCUUUCACUGAUGAUUCCUUCAGGGUUACCAGAACUUAGAAAUAUUCAAGAUUUGAAAUAUGUUAGAGAUGCACUUCAGCCCCAAACUACAGAUGCAGAAGCUACAAUUUUCUUUACUAGGCUGAUUGAGUCAAGUCUGGGAAGCAUUGCCACAAAGUUUAACUUCUUCAUUCACAACCUUGCUCAGCUGCGUUUUUCUGGUCUUCCUUCUAAUGAUGAGCCCAUCCUUUCAUUUUCACCCAAAACAUACUCCUUUAGACAAGAUGGUCGAAUCAAAGAAGUUUCUGUUUUCACAUAUCAUAAGAAAUACAACCCAGAUAAACAUUAUAUUUAUGUAGUCCGAAUUUUGAGGGAAGGACAGCUUGAGCCAUCAUUUGUCUUCCGGACAUUUGACGAGUUUCAGGAACUUCACAAUAAGCUCAGUAUUAUUUUUCCACUUUGGAAGUUACCAGGUUUUCCUAAUAGGAUGGUUCUAGGAAGAACACACAUAAAAGAUGUAGCAGCCAAAAGGAAAAUUGAGUUGAACAGUUAUUUACAGAGUUUGAUGAGUGCUUCAACGGAUGUAGCAGAGUGUGAUCUUGUUUAUACCUUUUUCCACCCUUUACUUCGUGAUGAAAAAGCUGAAGGAAUAGCUAGGUCCGCAGAUGCAGUUCCCUUCAGUCCUACUCCAGGCCAAAUAGGAGGAGCAGUAAAAUUAUCAGUCUCUUACAGAAAUGGUACUCUUUUCAUCAUGGUGAUGCACAUCAAAGAUCUUGUUACUGAAGAUGGGUCUGACCCAAAUCCAUAUGUCAAAACUUACCUACUUCCAGAUACCCACAAAACAUCCAAACGUAAAACCAAAAUUUCACGAAAAACUAGGAAUCCGACAUUCAAUGAAAUGCUUGUGUACAGUGGAUAUAGCAAAGAAACCCUAAGACAGAGAGAACUUCAACUAAGUGUACUUAGUGCAGAAUCUCUGCGGGAGAAUUUUUUCUUGGGUGGAAUAACCCUGGCUUUGAAAGAUUUCAACUUGAGCAAAGAGACAGUUAAGUGGUAUCAGCUGACUGCAGCAACUUACUUGUGAAUUUCUGUGUUUUGGAAGCAAGAACAGUCAAAAGCGUGUGUGUGCACACACUUGUGAACAUUGUAUAGUGUUUUUAUACUUGAACAGAAAUUAUAAAGUUAAAUGUACUUGCUGCGUUUCAACACAUCUUUUGGACCAACAGUCACAUAACUGACCUUUAUGAAUUUUAGGAAGCCAUUGCUGUUUUAAAGUCAUUAUGUAGAAUACUACAAACCCUAAACUUAAUAUAUAAUAAUAUGUUCUGAAAAAGACUUUGAGACAAUACUAUGUCAUUUCAGCCACUAUUUUGCAUUGUUUCCUAUAUAGACACAGCAUAUUUGUUUUCCUUUUAUGCACCUUUUACAGCCUUCACCACUGUGUAUAUUCACAAACACCAAAGUAAAGGAAAGAUGCAGGAUAUUACCAUAAAAUACAGCUGCUAUUCACAGGGCUGAAAAGCAAAGCACAAAUAGGUAGCUAUGUUAAAACUACUAAGUAGUUUGUAGAAGUGGGGAAAAUAUAAUAUUGCUUUUUAUUCAUGUCUUUAAAGUCUUUUUCAGAGUAAGUGCCAAUCACUGAAGUUGUAAAUAAUGGUGCCUUAACUUUAUGUGCUUCCCUGGCACUUCAUUUCUGAUUUUUUUCUUCUGAUUUAAUAAAUAAUUAGUAAGUAGUUUUUACUCACUUUCAACUUACUAAAGACAAGAAAUAGUGUAUAAGUAUUAAUGUUUUUCCUACAAAUAAAUCAUUUAUUUCUGAUGUGUGACUUAUUUAAACAGUCAAGCCAUUUGAUUUAGUUUUGGUUGCCCAGUAACUGAAUGAGAUUCAUCAGUAUAGUUAUACAGUAGAUUCCAUCAUUCCAUUAUAAUCCUACAUUUAUUCCCAGGGGUGUGAAUCGAAGUUUGGUAAUUUCACCUCCAUAUAUCUAUACUCUACUCCCUCAUUAAACAAGUGAAAAUUUUUUAUCCAUGUGCCCAUUCCUGAGUAGGGCAUACUCUUCACAAGAGGCCCAGAACAAGAAUUCUAGGGUCCUGACUGAAUUUAUAUACCUUUAUGGGAAAAAAAUCUUAUAAAUUGUCUUACAUAUGUAAACAUUGUACAUUUACACGAAAGAAUUAUUUUCCUUAAUGGGAUUCAGAAUCGUAAGGGACAGGAUUGAAAUUAUUAUACAGUAACCAUUAAGAAUAAGAUCCAUUUUUAAUAGUUAUUCAACUUCAGACAUAAGUUUUACUUUUAAUAAAUAUGUAUAUAUAGUAACUCUCAUGAUUAGAAUAGAAGUUCAAAUACUUUUUAUUUUGGUGACUGGCCUGCAUGGGGAUCCGAACCCUUGACCUUGGUGUUACCAACACCAUGCUCUAACCAAGUAAGCUGACCAGCCAGCCCUCAGAUACUUUUUAAAUGGUAAUAGAGAUUGUAGCAAUCUGGUUGCUGUGAGGAAACUGACAAAAUAUGCAAUGAAGAGUAGCAAGAGAGAAAGGACAAUCUCCAAUUCAGUUGCCCAGAACAGAAUUUUUAUGAACUGUGCAAAUGUUUAAUGUAAACGGUGUGAUACCUGCAAAACAGAAAUAAAAGAAUUGAGGAUAUGGCAGUGGAACAGGUUGGGAAAAAAAAAUAAAACUUGAAAUUUUUGGUGCCUAACACUAGUGGUCCAUUUGUAGUUAAACCCAUGAGUAUGAUAUAUGAAUGUCUUUUUUUUAUGUUAAAAUGUGUUGUCUAUUUAAUAAGUUAAUUAAAAUGCAGAUAAAUGUACCACCAUUUGCUUUUUCCAUAUACAGUUAACAUUUCCUUAAACUGUGUAAGUAGCUUUGCAAAUGUAAAGUACUAGAAAUUGUCACUUAUGCUUUUGAGACCUAAUUCCAUUCCAUAAGUUGUCACUUAGCCACUGUUGAGAAAAAAAAAAGUACUGUCUUGGUAAAAGGUCAUUGUUACUUGGACUCAACACGUACUGCCUUUUUGCAGUGUUAUAGCAGUGUCUUUUAGCACAAAUAAUAGAGCUAGAAAAUGUGGUGUCACUUUUCAAUUAUAAGAAAUCUGGAUUCAUAUCUAAAAGUACACAUUAUGAUUCAUACUGUACAGUUACCAAGAGUUCAAAGCAAGUGGUAAUGUUUUCUCUCUAUUUAACUCAUUUUGUGCCUUUGGUCAUUAAAACACACACAUAUAUUUUACACAGUUUAAUAUAUGUUAUUUCUUUGUGAAAUGCUAAUCUUCAGCCCAUACCAAAAAAAAUCUUUUUAAAAAGGAGGGGACCCUCUUUGGAUUAGUACUACUAUUAAUGUUAAAUCAGUUGGAUUUUUAAACAUUUUUUAAAAGCUUACAUUAACGUAAAACUGAAAAACAGAAGUUUAAACAAACUGGCUAAGACACUAAUUUUUAUGUAUAGUCACAAUAUUUUAUACCUAUCUUUACUGACUAAAAAUAACUAUGCUAUAUGUAAGUCCUGCUCCAGAAUUCUUUCCUCUUGCCAGUGUUUUGGGAAUGAAGAUAAUGGUUUACUCUAAGAACCCAUUAUUUUCUCUACUGAGGAACCCAAUGUAGAACUUGCACUGAUAUUUUUAUUACUGACUUUAUAUGAAUCUAUAGGUAUCUAAAUGUUAAGGCAUAUGUGAUCUUUGAUAAAGUAUUCCUUUUUUCAAAUUAAAGUUGUAUAAAAGUUUCAAUAUUUUGCCUUAAAUUGGUUAACUGUUCUUUUUAGGAUUCAAGUAUUGUGGCAUUUAAAAAAGAAAACAUUCACUUUUGAUACUUAGACUACAGAUCAAAAAGGACUGAAGCCCCACUAUCAUAAUCCAUAGAUUUACCUACAUGCUGUUUGACUAGUAGUGCAAAUAUGUAUGAAUAUGGUAAUUAGUCUUAAUUAUUAUCUGUAAGAACCAAAUACUUUAAUUAUAUGAAGAUAGUGAAUAAAGAUGUAUAAUAUUUUUAUUAAUACCUUGAAUAUAUUCAGUGAAUUGAAUGUGACUUCAUAACUGUACUAUGAUUGUAUUAAAAUAUUUCUGGAAUAAAAGAACCCUGCUAUCA